CAGCAGUGCAGCAGUGACAGGAGAGUUGGUUUAUAUAGCAGUGACUCAGAGCGCAGCGCGCACUCGCUGCAUGAAUGAGCGCGCUGAAGACACUGAGCACAGCUGCAAGAGGACGCCCGAGCCGAUCAGAUGAGAUGUCGUUUUAGAUCGCUAUCUUACGUUAAAAGUUUUACACUACUUUGAAGAAGGCGACUAUCAGAAGUUUUGUGGUGAACGUCACUCGGCGCGUAUCUGGACACUAUGCAUUUUCAAGCAGAGCUGAGAGUCGCGAGCAGCGCGCAGCUGAAAGCCGCCAGAAGACGAUACAAGACUUUCAUGAUCGACGAGAUCCUCUCCAAGGAAACUUGUGAUUACUUCGAGAAACUUUCUCUUUACUCGGUUUGCCCCUCUCUAAUCGUCAGACCCAAACCUCUGCAUUCAUGCUCGGCAGGCUCUGCUCCUCUGAGAUCGUACCCUCUCCUGUCUGUGAUCACACACCAGCCGCCCAGCAGCCUCCCGCAGAUCUCUCAGCCGUCUCCUCACCUGACCCUUCUGUCACCCCCGCACCCUCUGAGCUCAGAGCCCACGGCCAGCGAGACGCCCGUCAGCAUCAGCAGCGAAUCAGAGACGGAGCACAGCACCCCACGGCUGAAGAAACCCCGCCGCAGCCGCACCAUCUUCACCGAGCUGCAGCUGCUGGGCCUGGAGAAGAAGUUCCAGAAACAGAAAUAUCUCUCCACUCCAGACAGAUUGGACCUGGCUCAGUCUUUGGGACUCACACAGCUCCAGGUGAAGACAUGGUACCAGAACAGACGCAUGAAAUGGAAGAAAAUGGUGCUAAAAGGAGGACACGAGGCUCCUACCAAGCCCAAAGGCCGACCUAAGAAGAACUCCAUCCCAACCACAGAGGAGAUCGAGGCCCAGGAACAGCUGGCGGCCAAACUAGUGGAGGAGGAGAGGCUACGAGCCGGAGCGGAAGAGGAGGUCUUCCAAUCUCAACCUCAAGAUCUCAGUACAUCCACUACAUCCGAGUCCAUCUGUCCAGAAACCCCGGUGCAAGAACAGGCCCCUCCGUCUCCGUCAGAAGCAAUGACGACCAGCUAAACGCAGCCGUGCAGACGCACAACCAAAGACAGCUACUGAAAGACUUUGACGCUCUCUGGACUUGAGAAGCUGAAUGGCUUCCCAAGCCUGAUUUUGAGUUGAUGGUGGCCCCCAAAAGUGGUACUUUAGACAUGCAAAAAUGUGUGAAUGUCAUUGCAACAACAAAACAUCAAACCAAGUGGCUUGUAUAACCAAAUCACAUAGAAUAAGCACACUUCUCGAAACAUUUUUUUGGUAUAACUGGACACUGUAUUGGGACGCAUUCUGGUUGUCAGACUGUGGAUCAUGUUCAAACCUAGCUAACAAAAAUAUGUUCUAAGAAUGUUUUAAUAGCAUUCCCAUUAAGUUAUGCAAACAUUAUUUCUGAAUGUUCUCUGAACGUUGUUUUUUUUUUAUUUUUUAUGUCUGUCCUUGGUUGAUUGAAUGUUAAGAGAACAAUCCAUUUUAUAAUUUAGCAAACAUUUUGGGAAUGUUACUUUUGAAUGUUCUCUGAACAUUCUGAAAAAAGCAGUAACAUUAACAAAAUAAAUAAAUGUUAGACAAACAUCCAACUAAAACCUUUCAGGAAACAGUUCAAUGAACAACGGAUAGAUGUUUUGUGCUAAAAUUUCAAAAGCAUUAUUAAAGGGAUAGUUCACCCCAAAAUUGAAACUUCUUUCUUCAUUGACUUAUUAUCAUGUCGUUCCAAACCUGUAUGUGUUUCUUUCUUCUGCUGAACACAAAAUAACCUAUUUUAAAGAAUUGUAUAACCAUUGACUUACAUAGUAUCAUUUCUCUUUCAUACUGUGGAAGUCAAUGGGGUUUUUGGCCUUUCAUUUACACGAGAACAGCUUUUGGGGGCCUGAAAUUAUUCCUUAUUCCUUAUUUAUUUUCCGGUACAAAAACGUGGAUUUUUGAAAAUGGCGAUGUCACGUGUAUUACGUGUUUAGUCUAUAGGUAUAUGUACACAGACGCACGGUUUACAAAGUGACAUCGCCAACUACUGGUAUGGUAUGUAUAUAAACAGCAUUUUUAGUCGUUUCACAGAUUCACAUGAACAAAGAUCGUUUCGAUAAUGUUGUCAUCUGUAUGCAAAACUUCAAACUUCAAAAAAACAAAGCAAAAACGUUUCCGUUUUAGUACAUCAUUGUCAUAUAAACACACCCUCAUACAGGUUUGGAAGACUUUGAGGUUGAGUAAAUGAUGACAUGAUGAUUUUGGGUGAAUUAUCCCUUCAAAGACUAGAUCAUUUUAAUCAAAUGUUCUAUUAACGUUACAGGAAGAACAUUGAGAAUGUUCUCUGUUAGCUGGAGAGUUCACCUGUGGAACUUCAUAGAGUCCUGAAAAAUGAAAUUGAGCCCAUUUGCAGAUUUUAUCUAAUGCAGGCAUUUUAUAUUAUGCCUAAGUGUCCAGUUACUUUCCACUAUAUAUGGUGAUGCGGUGAUCUACAUUGCUUUAAAUGUUUCUGUCAUACAGCUGCCUCUCUGAAAUGUAUUUUAUAAAAAAUUUCAAGCCAUUUAUAUGCUGCCAGAUACGCCAAUGUAUAAAACUGAAUCACACAGACUGACUUUCUCGCACCAGUACAGCACGUUCUAUAUGGACAAACAGUACGUUUUUAUUUUUUUUCUAGGUACGUUCCUCUCUUUGCCUGUAAAUAUUACCUGUUUAAUUGCGCCUGUAGUUUACGGUGCACCUGUGUACUGUAGCUUGGGAUUCUGCGCCAAAACACAUAUAUCUGAGAAGCUAAAGUGCCCUUUGAGGUGUUUUUUCCCUUUUUUUACACAUCCAUGAAGCUGCUGCCAUUAAAAGUUAAUAGGACGGGUUAGUAAGAAUACCAGUGUAAACAUGUACGGAGUUCUGGAUUUCGCAUGAGAAAAUGUUGCUCUUUUUAAAGCAGGAUUGUCCAGUUUGGGUAAAGAUUAGCUUUAUCCAUUCAACAUCUCAAUGGAUAAAGAAUCUGUCAGCUUAGUAUAGGAAAAGAACAUAAAUUUCGAGAAAACAUUAAAGGUAGUAUUGAUUUAAGUAAACCUUCCAAAGUGCCCUCUCUCUGCCAAACGACAAUGUGUUUUCUCUGUUCCUGUUUGCAGAGAAAAAUUGUUUCUUUUGUUCGUUUUAUGCGUGGCAUGCUUCGACUUCGUUGUAUUUCAACCGAAUCCUUUCUUCAAAUCACCUUUGUGUGUGUGUAUAACCUUUGCACGGCCGUUUAGCGCUAUUCUGUGAGGCUGAAACACAUGAUAUAUGGACUCCCAGAUGGAUCAUGCUAGCUAUUGUAUGUUUCAUCCCAUUUCAUUCCCUUUGAAUGAAAAAAAAACGUUGAACCCCUUUCCCCCACUGUGGAGUGGCACAGUAUGACACCACUAAGUGCAUGCUGGUUUUAUUACUGUAAGAAAAACCACUUAAUCUGUCAGGGACGCAAAGCAAUUAAUAAAUCAAACUCGCACUAGUAAAACCUGCAAAAAAAACACGAAAAUCUGCGGGACAUGUCGAAGCCCGUGGGAGCUCUGCACAUGCCUACAGCUGACUGACGGCCCACAAAUACAUCAUCACAGCCUCCUCUAUCCUGCAUGUCAUAAGCUCCGUUUCCAACCGCUGUUGCCUUUUACAAAGAUUUUAUUUGUAUAGUUGUUUUUUUUGUUGUUGUUGUUGUUUUUUUUUCCUGUGUUUGGCUAACAACAAAUAUUGAAAAUAUAUUCCUUCUUUGAUAUAAAAACACUAUUUUUCUGGUGUACAUACUGAAUUUUAUUGGGUGAGUAGUUAUUUUGUAAUCUUUUGUUUUUGGAGGAGAAGACUAUAUAGAUAGAUAUUUGACGAGAGUCCCUUUUUCACCCAAACAUUCUGUAAUUUUUAUUGUAUGUGCGUGUGUUUGCAUAUUUAAUAACAUUUAAUAAAACUGCCAUUAAUUUUG
Messenger RNA from Cyprinus carpio (common carp), 3967 nucleotides. RefSeq names its product homeobox protein BarH-like 2. The record is from RefSeq and is a predicted model, not a curated record. Gene Ontology annotation, cellular component: nucleus. Lineage: Eukaryota; Metazoa; Chordata; Actinopteri; Cypriniformes; Cyprinidae. Gene Ontology annotation, biological process: regulation of transcription by RNA polymerase II. Gene Ontology annotation, molecular function: RNA polymerase II transcription regulatory region sequence-specific DNA binding; DNA-binding transcription factor activity, RNA polymerase II-specific.